This is a messenger RNA of Dictyostelium purpureum, 2648 nucleotides long. RefSeq lists its product as uncharacterized. The record is from RefSeq and is a predicted model, not a curated record. Gene Ontology annotation, cellular component: RQC complex. NCBI's taxonomy places the organism in Eukaryota, Evosea, Eumycetozoa, Dictyosteliales, Dictyosteliaceae. The transcript is spliced from 2 exons. Gene Ontology annotation, molecular function: protein binding. Bases 1 to 2505 code for a protein of 834 amino acids.
AUGGCAGAAACAACAAUCGAAAAACUUUCCCAGCUAUCAGUAAAUUGUGAAGAAAACAAAGAAAAUAGAAAUGAAAUGAACAGUUCAGAAAACAACACUGAAACUAAAACAUCUGACCAAUCCAAUAGUUCCGCCCAAACCAAUAACGAGGAUAGACAAGGUGAACAAAGAAGAAAAAAGGUUUAUGCAAAUUUUCAUCUAUUAAAUAAAGAUGGCACUGAUAGAGGUAUCUUUGAAAUGAAAAGAUCCAAAAUCACAAUCGGAUCUGAUUCAGACCAAUCAGAAAUUUAUAUUACAAGACCUGAAGUUUUUCCAAGACACGCUGAAAUUGUAUUUGAUAAAAAAAAGAAGAAGUUUUUUUUAGUACCUCUUAUCGAUCCAAAGGUUUCCGAUACAAUUAGAAUUAAUUUUGUACCAUUUAUUUAUAAGAAAGAAGAACUCGGUGAUGGCGAUAUUGUCACAAUUGGCUUUAGAUCAUUUAGAAUUGAAUUCUUAGCAAAAACUGAAAUUGAUCUCUAUACUCAACCAACAACAGACUAUCACUUCAAUAUUAAUAACUUUAUUACCUCUGGCGGCAAAAGAAUUUCAAUCAUUAAAAAUAAAAUAUCCACUGACCAAACCAAAUCCACUUCAAUUGCCUCUACUCCAGUUUCAUCAUCAAGCCUAGUAUCUUCAAAACUAGCCUCUUCGACAUCAAACUCCAUUGCUUUACCAUCAUCCUCCUCAUCAUCAUCCUCCGCCAAAACUUUAAAUCAAACUGCCAAAGCAACAACUGCCGCUACCGCCGCCCCAAUUAAAGAUUCUAGAAAUACAUCCCAAGAUCUUUUAAAACAAUUAAACACCAACAGAAAUCUAUCUCAAGUAAAAAAAUCUUUAUACAAAACCACUACUCCAAUCACCACCACUACCGUUACCACCACCACUAAAAAGAGUAUCAAUGAUGAAGACUAUGGAGACUCUGAAAGUGAAGAGGAAAAAACUACCUCUAAAUAUAACGAAGAAAGUGAAAAAGAGGAAGAAGAAGAUGAAGAAGAAGAACAACAACAACAACAACAACAACAACAACAACAACAACCACAGCAACAACAACAACAGCAAAAACAACAACCAAGAAAAAAUGUAGAAAAACAAAAAUAUCAAAGUGAAAGUGAAAAAGAAGAGGAAGAAGAAGAAGCUAAUGUUAGUCAAAGUGAAGAAAAACACGCAGAAGAAUCAAAACCAAAAUCAACAAAGAAUACAAACAUUACCCCAACUAUUCCAGGCAGUCCAAAUGUUAGCAUAAACACAAAACUCUUUAAAAAGCAAGAUAGUAAAAGAUAUUUGCCACUUGGAAGCUCAAGAACACGUUUAAAUGUACCAUCAACACCUACAACAAUCAUUACAGUUAAAAAAGAAGUUAAAGUAAAAACCCCAAAACAAGAAACCAUUGCCGCAAAACCCAAGGCCAAUACCGAUAAUAUGGUUUCAAAAGGUAAAGGUAAAACUGGUGCAAAAUCUAAAAAACAAACCUCAGAGGACUAUGACGAUCACGAUGAUAUAUCCGUACCAAGCAGCCAAGAAUCAGAAUUUGGUUGUGGCAAAAAACCAAAUUACUUCAAGCCAAUUUCUUUUGCCAAAGCAAAAAAGAUUACCCAUGAAUAUAGAAAACAAUUCGAGAAACCAGUCCACCAGCAAGAUUUCGACCAAUCAAGCAAAACAAAGCAAAACAUAUUGAAAGCUCUCCUUAUUGCAAGCUCACACAGAUGGACCUACAAAGAAGACCAAACAAUAGUAAUGAGUCUUGCAUACUACUUUGAACAGAUUCCAAGCGUUAGCCAUUUUGAUGCCGAAUUUCUUCAAAGAUACUAUAGCUUAGUCGAGAACCCAAUAUCAAUUAAAGCAAUCUUAAACAAAAUGAGACAAGAAGAUUACACUACAAAAUCAUUCCUCAAUGAUUUUGAACUUAUAAAACUCAAUGCUAUAAAAUACCAUGGUCAAGUCAAUGAUGUUCUUUGGGCUUUUUAUAAACUUAAAUUAUAUCUCUUCCAAUCACUCUGUAAACUCUCUAUCAUUAGCCAAAACGAAUUUAAUGAAUAUCAAAAAGAACACAAUACCCAAAUUAAAAUGCUCGAAUCCAAUUUAUUAGACUUACCAAUAAUGACCGAUUUAGAGGAAACCAAACCCACCCAACUUAUAGAAACCGACCCAACAACAACUCCAAAAAAGAAACCAUUAAUUAGAAAAAUUAUUAAAAAAGAUAAUGACGAACCACAUAAUGAAGAUAAUAAAGAAAGCGACGAAGAAAACGAAAGUGAACAAGAACAAGAAGAAGAGGAAGAAGAGGAAGAGGAAGUAAAUGAAGAAAACGAGGAAGAAAACGAAUUGGAAAUUAGUAAUGAAGUUGGUAAAGAUAAUCAAGACUCUGAAGAUGAAUAUGAAGAGUAUGAUGAAGACCAAGAUCUUAUUGUAGAUGAUGAAGACGAUUUAGUUGAAAGAGAUCAAAAUAGUGACAGCGAAGAUGAUUAAAAUAUAAUAAACAAUACAAAUAAUCAAUAAAAAAAUUAAUAAAAAACAAAAUUAAAAUAUUUAGUUAUAUUUUAAUAACUAUUAAUAUAACUAUUGAAAAAUAACAUUUUAUAAAUAAAUAAAUAAAAAAAUUUAAAACAAUU